Molecule: messenger RNA, 777 nt
Organism: Rhinolophus ferrumequinum (greater horseshoe bat)
Lineage: Eukaryota; Metazoa; Chordata; Mammalia; Chiroptera; Rhinolophidae
Gene: CLEC3B
Product: C-type lectin domain family 3 member B
Exons: 3
Coding region: 142-750 (202 amino acids)
Biological process (GO): ossification; bone mineralization
Source: RefSeq, a predicted model, not a curated record
ACAGCCGAGUCUGGGAGGGUUUCCUGGACAGAGGUCCUCGUGGCAGCUGCCUUUAGACGUGCAGCGCUGAUCAGGCCGCUGCUCUGACCCAGGCCCUGUGCAGGCAGCCGCAGCCGCAGCAUCCCCCGCCGGUGCAGCAGCAUGGAGCUUUGGGGGGCCUACCUGCUUCUCUGCCUCUUCUCCCUCCUGACCCAGGUCACCGCGGACCCACCAACCCCCAAGGUCAAAAAGGCUGCAAAUACCAAGAAAGAUGUCGUGAGCCCGAAGAUGUUUGAGGAGCUCAAGAGCCAGCUGGAGAGCCUGUCCCAGGAGGUGGCCUUGCUGAAGGAGCAGCAGGCCCUGCAGACGGUCUGCCUGAAAGGCACCAAGGUGCACAUGAAGUGCUUUCUGGCCUUCGCCCAGGCGAAGACCUUCCACGAGGCGAGCGAGGACUGCAUCUCGCGUGGGGGCACGCUGAGCACCCCGCAGACGGGCUCGGAGAACGACGCGCUGUACGAGUACCUGCGCCAGAGCGUGGGCAGCGAGGCGGAGAUCUGGCUGGGCCUCAACGACAUGGCGGCCGAGGGCACCUGGGUGGACAUGACCGGCGGCCACAUCACCUACAAGAACUGGGAGACGGAGAUCACGGCGCAGCCCGACGGCGGCAAGGCCGAGAACUGCGCCGCCUUGGCCGGUGCGGCCAACGGCAAGUGGUUCGACAAGCGUUGCCGCGACAAGCUGCCCUACAUCUGCCAGUUCGCCAUCGUGUAGCCCGGGAGACAGGAGAAGGGCAGGGGG